Molecule: messenger RNA, 1155 nt
Organism: Pseudovirgaria hyperparasitica
Lineage: Eukaryota; Fungi; Ascomycota; Dothideomycetes; Acrospermales; Acrospermaceae
Exons: 1
Coding region: 1-1065 (354 amino acids)
Source: RefSeq, a predicted model, not a curated record
AUGGUAUCUCGACGUCAGUCCGCCGCUUCAAAGCGUUCCAAACGCACACGCACACCCCUGACACCUCCAAUUCCAACCCUCGCAUCAACUCGGGCAAGACGUACAACUCGCCAGCCCAUUCGAUAUGGCAUCGACGAUUAUGUUACAAUCACACGGGUACCUCGUCCACAGGCCUCCCGCUUGAACCCAAAUGCGGUCACAACACAGCCCUCUCAGACCAUUGCUCCAACUACAGCACAGAGCGCUCGCCCCUCGCAGAUCGCCCACAUCACUGCACUACCUACAGUACAGAAUUCUCAGCCCAGUAUGCCUGGUCUGAACAAAAUAGCUACCAUAGCUUCUGCUGCUAGUGUCGAGGGUGCCAAGGUCACGAAGGAAAAGACAAAGUCCACAGAACCAGAUAAAACAGCUGAUUCGGACAUGCCAACGCUCAAUGAAAGCGGCAAAACAGCUUCCGCUCCACCAGAAUCUCCUCACAAGGCAAGCACAGAAAUGAGCGCCUCACAGAACCGGGCUUCUUCGCUUGGUCCGAAUGGAGAUAACGCCGUCGCUUCGACUGCCCAGGGCUCCUCGAAUAUGCAGUACUCUGAUGACUCUGUCGCUGCUCAUGCCAGUGGUAUAAUGAUUGCACCUCAGUCCGAUGAUGUAGAUGAUGCUGCCUUGAAUCAGCCAGUCGUCCCAAACAUGCACCAGGCCCCUGAUUCUUCAAUGGUCAUCGACCCUGAUGCAGCAAACGCUCCUGCCACAACAGGCAAUUCCGCUGCUAUCGACAGCCAUGCAGCCAUCAAUAUCGCCAUCAAUGCCCUCGCCAUUGUCAACAACAGCAGCGCUCCUUCCACCACCGACUAUGGUGCAGAGCAUACAGAACAACACUCCUAUGAUGAGGAGGAAGAUGACACUGAUGUCGAGGAGGAUACGCAGGAUACAUAUGCAGUGGCAGCAUAUGUCAGAAUGGCAGAUGCAGCAGCAGAUGGCAGCCUUUCGGAGGCGGAUGACGACUGGCUCUCGUACUCGGAGUCGGAGCUUUCCGACAAGGAAAACAUUCCGCCUCCUGGCGCUUUCUGAUCGCCUCGUGGACUGUGGAGAAACGUGGGAAUGCUUUAAGGUGUGUAGAUGUGUGGCUCUGUUGAGUAGCGGGGUUUAGGUAUAGACGUG